Megalobrama amblycephala (Wuchang bream) is the source of this 1592-nucleotide messenger RNA. RefSeq names its product sialic acid-binding Ig-like lectin 12. The transcript is spliced from 7 exons. NCBI's taxonomy places the organism in Eukaryota, Metazoa, Chordata, Actinopteri, Cypriniformes, Xenocyprididae. The record is from RefSeq and is a predicted model, not a curated record. The coding region runs from base 188 to 1348 and encodes 386 amino acids.
UGCUAACAAAACUGGUUUCUGUAUUAACCAUGGGAGGGUUAUCUAGUACACACAUCUCUAUGGUAACUAUAAGAAGAAAUUUCUGAAACGUGACAAAAUCAGUCAGAUCAAGUAAAAGCACGAAGCGGAUCGGAAGAAAAACUGCUGUCACAAUUGCUCUUUUGAGCUCUUCAAAUAUUAGUCUGAGAUGCUGCAAACAUUGCUGUUCAUCUUAACUGUCGUUCAAAUGACAGACUGUUAUCGUUUUGACCCUGAUGAACCGACUGACUUCUCCAUCUUGGUAACAGAAAACUUCACUGGAGAGGCCGGUUUGUGCAUCAGAGUAUUCUGUUCUUUCACUGUCCCUCAAAGUGUCUCAGAACCCAUUAGGAGAACCUGGUUCAAAGGAGGUCCACAAAACCCAACUGCUGAAGUUCCCUGUGUUCACAUUUUUGGAGAUAAAGACAAUGAGAGAGAAUGCAGCUUUAUGCUGGAAAACUUGGUUCAGGGUGAAUCUGAUGGUGAAUACAGUUUCAAACUGGAAUGGGGACAAGGAAAAGUGUAUAUCUUUCCUCAGACAGUAAAAAUUACUGUAAAAGAGCUCACCGAGAAGCCAACAAUAGAAGUCCCACAGCUCACCGCAGGAGAGAAGGCAGAGAUAAACUGUAGAGCUCCAGGGAGUUGUGUGAAUCUCAAAACAGAUAUUGUAUUUAAAGGGAUUGAGCCUGAUGAAGUGCAUAGGAGGAUGCGUGGUGUGUCUGACUGGGAUAAUACACUUUCCGUAUUCACUUUCCAUCCUGAGCCUGAACAUCACAACACUAACCUCACCUGCAGGGUAAUUUUUCAAGAAAACAUUUGGACCGAAAGUACCGUGAUCCUCAAAGUAAGACAUGCCCCUAAAAUCCUUUAUAGCUCCCGUUGUUUGGUGUGGGGUGAUGAAUUGACCUGCAUGUGUGUCAGCAGUGGUUUGUCGUUACCCCAGAUAUACUGGCCGAUUCUGAACGGUGAAUAUUACAGUGCCUUUUCAGCAGAGAACACCAUCAGGAUCAUCACCGUCUCAAUUGCUAGUUUCAGGAACAUCAAUGCUACCAUUAAAUGUAUCAGUGAGAAUCUCAUUGGUCGGGCAGAAAUGGAAAUUCAGGUGCAAAAUAAUGCUGGGAAACCCAAAGUAAAUUGGAGUUUGUCCACCUCUUGGAUAUUCUUUACCCUUUCAGCUGUUGUAAAUGUCAUCUUUGUUUCCUGUUUGACUGUCGUCCUACGAAGGAGAGAAAAGCAUGAACCAAAAGAUGACAACCAUGUCUACAUGACUUCAUUGAAGAGAGAGGAAUCUGUGUAUGAGACUAUUAAAAUGUCCUCAGAGAGAUCUUAGUGCUUGAUCGACACAUUACAGCUGAAAUGAAGCUUUUUGUUGAGUUUAUGUCAAGUGGCUUUUCUUACACAUUAGUAUAAAAAGUGGAACAGUUAGCAUGCGUAGCACAUGCUAAUGUCCUAAAACUCUGAACAACGAUUGUUUUUAAUAUGUGUCAUUUUUACUUCAUGACAGAAAAAUGCUUUAAAAAACAGUUUCUUAUUCCACUGUUUUAGAAAAGAUUUGUAAUUUUUAUGUUAAGACU